This is a messenger RNA of Parnassius apollo (apollo), 2025 nucleotides long. The record is from the annotation of a GenBank genome assembly. Lineage: Eukaryota; Metazoa; Arthropoda; Insecta; Lepidoptera; Papilionidae.
AUGGUGACAUUGAUGCCGUGUAGCUACCUCGGCGGCGCGUCCCCGAGGUGCAGCUUGGACCACACCGAACCAAAGGCAAAAAGGGCACGACCGGAUACAGGCACCGAUGUUCGAUUAUCGGGCGAAACCAGCACAAGCCCCUGCGAGUCCGAAUCAACCUCCGAGUCGCCGCCAUCUUUGUUGCAAGAUGCAACUCUACCCGCGCUUUUAGUGUCGGGAGCGUCGACGUUGUUUCAAGCCACCACGUCGACCAGUUCCGCGCUGAGUCUCACGGACGGGCUGAGCUUACCUCAGGAGGACUGCGGCUUGGCUAAUGGUUGCGCGAACGCUGCCUUGAGCGGGCUGGCUCUACCACUUACGUCGUCUGCCGGCUUGUGUUCUACGACGUCGUCGUCCGCCGUCGCCUGGUUGAUGAAUGACGAUAGCACAGGUGGUGGCGUCAAGAGCGAGGUGCGCAGCCCAGGGCUGUGCGAAGCAGACGUGGCUUUAUACGGCGAAACGCUGCCCUACGAUCAGUCCACGCUGUCCUACCAGUAUUAUAAUAGUAUGCAGCAGUAUGGCGGCGGAGGUGCGGCCUCAUCUUACGUCAGCUCUACAUUGUACAACCAGCCUUACGCUGCCUACCCACCACCGCACAACACUAAUAAUAGGUCGUCAUGUAAAGCCACACCGACGUAUCUGAGUGCUUACGGCGUCAGCAGCGUCGGUACGGUACCGAGCUCUGGUUUCGGGACGCAGCCCUCACCUUACGCGUAUUCAUCGUAUAACGGCGGUUUGGCGCAGUCCUUCCCUAAUGCACAACAGGACUACAGCAGCUACGCAUCAGGGUAUGCUGAUCAUAGCGUUGCACAAUAUGGCGGAUAUUAUGCUGCCCCUAGUUACUCUCCAUACGUAAGCUCGCCUAGUAGCAGUGGAAGCGCCGGUCAUACAUCAUAUCACCUUGGUGGAGGUUUAUCAGAACUACAUAACGACAGUGUAGAUGACAAUUCUGAUUACUGGCCAGACUCUGAUAGCGAUGACGAAUCACCAUCCUCUAUGGUACCAUCAUUAAAUGAUGCAAGUCCACUGUCACCAAUAAAAAAUGAAGUACAUGCUGCUAGUAGAAGAUGCAGAGAGAAUUCAGGUGAGAGCACAGCGAGCAGAUCAAGAGGCAGAGGAAGACGUAAUACAUCGUCAUCUCCCGCACAACAUGUACCAGAACCAUCUACAGAAAGAGUCUUUAUCUGGGACCUAGAUGAAACUAUAAUCAUAUUCCACUCUCUACUCACUGGAACUUAUGCUACAAAGUACAACAAGGACACACAGCAAAUAGUUCAGUUGGGUUUUAGAAUGGAAGAGAUGAUUUUUAGUCUGGCUGAUACACAUUUCUUUUUCAAUGAUGUUGAGGACUGUGAUCAGGAACACAUAGAUGCUGUGGCGGCAGAUGACAACGGUCAAGACCUAUCUGCGUAUAAUUUCGCCUCAGAUGGCUUUCACGCAAGCGCCGCCACCAGUGCUGGUUUAUGCGCGCCUGGUAUGCGAGGCGGCGUAGACUGGAUGAGGAAACUCGCGUUUCGAUAUAGAAAAAUCAAAGACACAUACAAUAAUUACAGAAAUAGCGUGGGUGGAUUGUUGGGACCAGCGAAAAGAGAACAGUGGCUUCAGCUCCGUGCUGAACUCGAGCAAGCUACGGACAAUUGGCUGACAUUGGCUUGCAAGUGUCUAAAUAUGAUCAACUCCAGAGAGAACUGUGUUAAUGUUCUGGUAACAACUACACAGCUAGUUCCUGCAUUAGCUAAAGUCCUACUAUUCGGACUUGGAGGAGUGUUUCCCAUUGAAAAUAUCUACUCUGCAACCAAAACAGGUAAAGAAACAUGCUUCGAGAAAAUAAAGCAGCGCUUCGGUGACCGUUGUACGUACGUUGUGAUUGGCGACGGCCAGGAUGAGGAAGCGGCAGCGAAGGCGAAGAACUAUCCAUUCUGGAGGAUCUCCAGUCAUUCAGAUAUCGCCGCGCUUUACAACGCAUUAGAUAUGGGUUUCUUAUGA